This is a messenger RNA of Cololabis saira (Pacific saury), 1401 nucleotides long. RefSeq names its product gene rich cluster, C10 gene (gene grcc10). The transcript is spliced from 4 exons. Lineage: Eukaryota; Metazoa; Chordata; Actinopteri; Beloniformes; Belonidae. Bases 142 to 510 code for a protein of 122 amino acids. Gene Ontology annotation, biological process: post-embryonic development. The record is from RefSeq and is a predicted model, not a curated record.
CGAGCUUAGUAAGACGUUUGUUUACGUUUUCAUGUGGGCGUUUGCCGUAAAGGAGGAGGCGGCGUCGCCCAAGCUCUACAGCUGUCGUAAAAUGUGCCAAUUUGCGGCAUUUUCACAGGUUAGGGCGUCUUCAUCAGCGACAUGGCAUCAGCUGCAACACAACAGCCCACCCUGACUGUUGAACAAACCAGAGUGGUGUUGAGUGAGGUGAUCCAGGCCUUCUCAGUACCAGAAAAUGCUGCCCGGAUGGAGGAGGCGCGAGAGAGCGCCUGCAACGACAUGGGCAAGAUGCUGCAGCUCGUGCUCCCUGUGGCCACCCAGAUUCAACAGGAGGUUAUCAAAGCCUACGGAUUCAACAACGAGGGAGAAGGUGUCCUGAAGUUUGCCAGACUAGUGAAGAUGUUUGAAACCCAGGACCCUGAAAUUGCAGCCAUGUCUUCUAAACUGAAGUCGCUCCUCCUUCCACCUCUGUCAACACCACCUAUAGGUGGCGCUAUUCCAGCUUCAUAGGAAUUUUUCACAACAGGUUCAACUGCAAAUGUGUACCGUUCAAUGGUUUGGGUCACCUCAUGGCCAUCAUCCAUUUCCAUCUUUUUGUGGAGAAAAUCUUUCAAAACUAACCCAUUUCCACAAUCAAGCUAUUUAUUUGAGUUGGACUUAAUGCAUCCUUGCCAAUUGUUUUUGCUCAACUAUUGCUUAAACGUGUAUUUAUUUGCUACAUGUAACAUUACCUUUUUUCUAAUUUCAUCAUCUUUUGUAUCAUUUUAUAUACUGUCAAAUGUCCAUUUUGUUAUACUGUAAAAAUAAAUGUUUUCUCUGAAACUGUGGUAUUGAGAGACGAUUUGAGGAAAAUGGUUUCAGUACAUACUUUAUUAAUGCAUUACAUUUUCAUAAUUCAACCAUGUUUUUAAAAACAAUUGGACACACUUGUAUGUAUAAAGUUUCUCAAAAAUAACUUCAAACCAAACCGGUAGUGUUUUUCUAGUUAAGACUACGAUGGUUCCCUCAAAAUCUGAGUGCAUUUGCUCCCGUCUGUGUUUUCAUUUUCAAAGCAUGCACACAGUGUUCUGACAAAGUGACCCAGAUUCUGUAAUAUUCUGGGUAAGAAUGCCACAUAGUUAUGUAUACAUGGAUAAAGUGUCUCUAGCUUUUUAAAACACAUACAGUGCAAAAAUCAGUGCUGCCUGCACCCAGUAACCUCGCAGACGGUGAGCUUUCUCCUGAACAUUUCGUUUCCUGUGAACAUUUCUCCCGCAGCUGUUUGGAUGUAAUGUGCAAAAACAAAGUGCUUUAGGGGAUAAAUGUUAUUUAGACAUUUCCACCAGCAGCUAGCAAACAACUGUGCCAGUGUAAAAGACAUUGUAUAAGUACAUGAAUAAAGUCGUGGAGUCCGAUACUGAG